AUGUAUUCGCAAAACUCUGGUCAGCAACCCACCUGUCAGGUACAAAAUACGGACAUGGACCGUCAGAUGCAGCAAUAUACCAUCGACCUAGUAAAUCGAGCGCUGACCAGGAACCCCGUAGAACGGGAUGCGGCGGCCUACAUUAAGAAGCAGUUUGAUCAAGAGCACUCUAAGCAUUGGCACUGUAUAGUCGGGAAACAUUUUGGAAGGUGA
This is a messenger RNA of Dibothriocephalus latus, 213 nucleotides long. Lineage: Eukaryota; Metazoa; Platyhelminthes; Cestoda; Diphyllobothriidea; Diphyllobothriidae. The record is from the annotation of a GenBank genome assembly.